Molecule: messenger RNA, 861 nt
Organism: Leopardus geoffroyi (Geoffroy's cat)
Lineage: Eukaryota; Metazoa; Chordata; Mammalia; Carnivora; Felidae
Gene: CKS1B
Product: CDC28 protein kinase regulatory subunit 1B
Exons: 3
Coding region: 166-405 (79 amino acids)
Biological process (GO): regulation of mitotic cell cycle
Cellular component (GO): SCF ubiquitin ligase complex; cyclin-dependent protein kinase holoenzyme complex
Molecular function (GO): histone binding; cyclin-dependent protein serine/threonine kinase activator activity; protein kinase binding
Source: RefSeq, a predicted model, not a curated record
AAUCCGAGGCUUGAAGGUAGAGCUGUCCCGCCUUAAGCCAAAGGGACCAAUGGGAAGCGCGGGCGGCGUGUUUGAAAGCGAGGCCAAAGUGGGUGGGAGCGCGUGCUGCUGGGAGUUGUUCGGAGGUUGGCGGCGCGGGGCUGACGAUCCUCAGGCCGAGCGGUCAUGUCGCACAAACAGAUUUACUAUUCGGACAAAUACGACGACGAGGAGUUCGAGUACCGGCACGUCAUGUUGCCCAAGGACAUAGCCAAGCUGGUCCCUAAAACCCAUUUGAUGUCUGAAUCUGAGUGGCGGAAUCUCGGCGUGCAGCAGAGUCAGGGAUGGGUCCAUUAUAUGAUCCACGAACCAGAACCUCACAUCCUGUUGUUCCGGCGACCGCUGCCCAAGAAGCCGAAGAAAUGAAGCCGGCAGCCGCCUUUCGGCCUCAGGCUUCGCACAGCUGUCCUCACGUGCUAACGACAUCUUCGGGUGACAUUAUUCCAUUGCCUUCUUGCUUCCCACUUUGAUAUUGAAAGGAUGUUCAGACUGUUUGUGCCGGUGACCGCUUCGCCUGAGCCAACAGCGGCACGGCCCAGCCGGCUGAGCGCCGUUCGGGCUGCAGCCUCGGCCGAGCGUGACCCCGGAAGCCCUGCCGAGCUCUGUAUCCUGCAGAACACACUUGGUAGAUGGAGGAAGCGGCUCCCCUAAGCAUAAGGCCGUGGCAGGGAUUGCGUAAACUUGCCGUUUUGUUUCUUCCUGCCAGGUGUUGUAUGUUGUAUGGUGGUUCAUGUUUCAUUGUACUGGAAACUGUCCGUUUUAUUCAAGAAACCUGUUCCCUGUUAAAAAGCCUUGAUUAAAGAGGAAGUUUUUACGGUCUGA